Acinonyx jubatus (cheetah) is the source of this 10333-nucleotide messenger RNA. It is a transcript of the gene ZC3H6, whose product is annotated as zinc finger CCCH-type containing 6. The record is from RefSeq and is a predicted model, not a curated record. Lineage: Eukaryota; Metazoa; Chordata; Mammalia; Carnivora; Felidae. Gene Ontology annotation, molecular function: RNA binding; metal ion binding. Bases 426 to 3944 code for a protein of 1172 amino acids. Gene Ontology annotation, biological process: negative regulation of DNA-templated transcription. Gene Ontology annotation, cellular component: nucleus. The transcript is spliced from 12 exons.
CCCGGGCUAGGUGUUGCGGCAGGCGCCAUUUUAUCGAGCCGCCUGUCUCGGGUGCCGCCAUGUUGGUGAGGAGAAAUCACCGUUACGGCCAGUGUCCAAAUCCCCGCGUCGCUGCACGCCGCCCGCCCGCCCGCUCCCAAGCCUCAGCCACCGGCGGCGAAUAGAGACUAAAGCGGCAGCGCCGGCAGCGCGGGGCCGUUGCCCAGUGUUUGCAGUUAGAGUCCCAUCUCUCUGGCGUGGUUGUUAAUAGACUGGAAAGUCUGUGUCUGUGUCGCUCACUAGUAACCGUGAGUUUUUACCACUUCGUCACCUCUCGGCGGCGGCCGGGAGCAGGUACCCGCAGGCGGCGCAGGGGUCCUCUCCGCGCCCCGCCGCCGCCGGCCUCGCAGACCUGUCCUCCAGCCCCGCCCCGUUCUUGACCAAACAUGACAGACUCUGAACAUGCAGGGCACGACAGAGAAGAUGGUGAAUUAGAAGAUGGUGAAAUAGAUGAUGCAGGAUUUGAAGAAACACAAGAACAGGAAGCAAAAGAGGAUGAGAAGCAGAAAAAUGAGAAAGCCUAUAGAAAAUCAAGGAAAAAACACAAGAAAGAAAGAGAGAAGAAAAAAUCCAAAAGGAGAAAACGUGAAAAACAUAAGCAUAAUUCUCCGUCUAGUGAUGAUAGUUCAGACUACAGCCUCGAUUCAGAUGUUGAACACACAGAAAGUUCCCACAAAAAAAGAGCUGGUUUCUACAGGGAUUAUGACAUUCCAUUUUCUCAGCAUGGACAUUUAUCAGGAAGCUACAUGACAUCAAAGAAGAGUCAACAUAACAAAAAAUUUAGAAGUAAAGAAUAUGAUGAGUACAGUACCUACAGUGAUGACAACUUUGGUACCUACAGUCAGGAAACAGAGGAAGAUUUUGCCAGUCAGCUGAAACAAUACAGACAAGCUAAAGAAACCUCAACGACUGCUUUAGGAUCAUUUUCUAAAGAACCAGGGAAAAAACAAAGAAUGAAAGUUCAGCAAGGUAUUGAACAGAGGGUUAAAAGUUUUAAUGUUGGUCGUGGACGUGGUUUGCCGAAGAAAAUCAAACGCAAAGACCGUGGGGGAAGAACCAAUAAAGGGCCUAAUAUUUUUUCAGGAAUGGAUGACUUUCAAGAGUAUAAUAAACCAGUGAAGAAAUGGAAGGUUAUGACUCAGGAAUUCAUUAAUCAGCACACAGUGGAACACAAAGGAAAACAAAUCUGUAAAUACUUUCUGGAAGGGAGAUGUAUUAAGGGAGAUCAAUGUAAAUUUGAUCAUGAUGCAGAGUUGGAGAAGAGAAAAGAGAUCUGCAAAUUUUAUUUACAAGGAUAUUGUACCAAAGGAGAGAACUGCAUUUAUAUGCAUAAUGAAUUUCCAUGUAAGUUCUAUCACAGUGGAGCGAAAUGUUACCAAGGAGACAAUUGUAAAUUUUCCCAUGAUGAUCUGACUAAAGAAACAAAGAAACUUUUGGACAAAGUGUUGAACACUGAAGAAGAAGCCACAAAUGAAGAUGAAAGAGAAUUAGAAGAACUUAGAAAACGGGGCAUAACUCCUCUUCCCAAACCACCUCCAGGAGUUGGGCUUCUGCCAACCCCACCAGAGCAUUUUCCCUUUUCUGAUCCUGAAGAUGAUUUUCAGACAGAUCUCUCCGAUGAUUUCAAGAAAAUCCCAUCUCUUUUUGAAAUAGUUGUGAAACCUACUGUGGAUUUAGCACAUAAGAUUGGGAAGAAGCCACCAGCAUUUUAUAAUAGUGCCUCACCACCAGGACCACAAUUUCAGGAAGGCAGUCCACAUCCUCAACAUAUCUAUAGUUCUGGAUCAAGUCCAGGUCCUGGACCCAAUAUGUCUCAGGGACAUAAUAGUCCUGUGAUGCACCCAGGCUCCCCCGGACAUCAUCCGUGUGCAGCCGUGCCGCACAGCCCACCUUUGCCACCUGGUCCACCUGGAAUUUUAGGUCCUCACAGUCAAGCUGGAGUACUUGUUCAACCAGAUCCACCUUUGACACCACCAAGUAUGAGUGGUGCUUACCAUUGCCCAGGCUUUCCAGAACACAUGAUGAAAGUACCUAGAGAGAAUCACUGUUCUCCAAGUUCGUCAUACCUGCAAAGUACUGGUGAAAUGCAGCUCAAUACCAGUUACGAGUCCGUACAAAACCCAGCCGAGUUUUAUGAUAAUUACUAUUCACAGCAUGUUGUACAUAAUUUCCAGCCACCCAAUAACUCUGGUGAUGGCAUGUGGCAUGUUGAAUUUGCCCAGCAUCAGCCUCUGGUUGUUCAAGAUUCCCCAAACCGGGGUGGUGGAUCUGACGGCAGCAGCAACACGACGGGCCACGGCCCCCUGCCUGCACCAGGUCUCCUUCCUGCAGUGCAGAGAGCUCUUUUUGUGAGACUUACUCAGAAAUACCAAGAAGAAGAUGAAUCAAGCAGCACCCGACCUCAGAGGGCACCAAGCAAGGAAGAAGGUGUGUCAGAUGAUACUGUUAACUGGUAUUCCAGUAGUGAAGAGGAGGAAGGAAGCAGUGUCAAGUCAAUACUGAAAACAUUACAGAAACAAACAGAAACUUUAAGGAAUCAGCAACAACCUUCCACAGAGCUCAGCACUCCUACUGAUCCAAGACUUGCUAAAGAGAAAAGUAAAGGAAACCAAGUUGUUGACCCUAGACUUCGUACUAUCCCAAGGCAAGACAUGAGAAAAGCUUCUGAGUCUGCCCCGCUGGAUCUUAGACUUGCAUGGGAUCCCAGAAAAUUAAGAGGGAAUGGAAGUAGUCACACAGGAUCUUCCAUUGGCGGAACAAAGUUUGAUUCACACCAUGCAAAUGCUGGCUCUGUCAAACACAAAAGAGGAGAUGAUGAUGAUGAAGAUACAGAAAGAGAAUUGAGAGAAAAAGCUUUCUUAAUACCUUUGGAUUCUUCCCCUGGUAUAAUGCUCCAGGAUCCAAGGUCACAACUGAGACAGUUCAGUCACAUUAAAAUGGAUAUUAUCCUAACCAAACCCAACUUUGCAAAACACAUCGUGUGGGCUCCAGAAGACUUACUUCCAGUCCCCUUACCUAAACCUGACCCAGUAUCUUCAAUCAAUUUACCUCUACCCCCUCUUAUAGCUGACCAGAGGCUCAAUAGGUUAUGGAAUACAAAAAGCGAUCUUCAUCAAAACACCAUGCCCAUUGAUUCAAAAUUAGCAGCCAAAGCCAAAAUUAACACAACAAACAGAGAAGGCUACCUAGAACAGUUUGGGGACUUACAUAGUUCAGGAAGUAAGUUAGGAGAUCCUAGGCUACAAAAAAAUUUUGAUCCUAGACUUCAUAGACAGCAUGGUACAGAGGCUCAUCAGGCAGUUACAAAGGAUUCACAUACAUUAAAGAGUGCCCCUCACUUAACCAGAUCAAACCCUGGUUCAUCACAGCCCUCAGGGGCAAUAACUAGCAAUUCUAGUCCCGGGGCCUUGCCUCCAUAUGCCCCUAAACUCUCCUCUUCAGCUGGCCUUCCACUGGGAACUCCAAGUUCAGUUCUUAGUGGCAUUAGUUUGUAUGACCCUAGGGAGCAUGGUUCAUCAUCUACAUCAGAGCUAGCAACAGAAAAUGCAGAGAACCAGAAAAAAAGUGGUAGUUUAAAAAGUAGUGACAAAAAUGAACCUUCUCCCGGAGAGGCAAUCCCGCCACAGAAAACCAGUCCGAACGUGGAAGUCACUGUUGAUGGGCCAGUUGACCCACAGGCAGAUAAUCUCAGGAGUUCUGGUGUGGUUCAGGUCCCAGCAGUGCACAGUCUUCCUAUUCAGGCAUUAACAGGCUUAAUUAGACCCCAGUACAGCGAUCCAAGGCAGUCAAGACAGCCAGGACAGAUGAGUCCCACCCCAGAAAAUGAUCCCGGUAAAGAACCAGAUGACAAAUCUCUGAAAGAGGUUUUUAAAACUUUUGAUCCAACUGCUUCACCAUUUUGUUAGCUAUUGUGUAAUUAAGCAGUUCUUUUCACUCUUGUGACUAUUGCAGUCCUCUGCUGUUUUGUAACUGGUUUACCUCUAUAGUUUAUUUAUUUUUAAAUUAUAAAUACUUUUCAGCUGCUAGUAUCAGAACCACAUGAAGUUAUAUCCUCUAAAGCCUGUGGUAUUUUAUAUAAUAUUUUUAUAACUUUAAGAGACUGUAGUAAUUGACAUAGAAACUUAUCUAUCAUGUUAGCUUCGGUAGAAGUACUUUUAUCGUAAAUAAACCAUCAUGAACUCAACACUCUGCCCAAAUAUAUGCCAGUUGUCUUUCAUAAUCAAUGUUUAGAUAAAUGAUUACCACUUUUAUAUGGUUGUUAGUUUCAAGCAAUAUGAUGUACAUUACUUUUGAGCAACAGUAUUUUGACUAGGAUCUUCUCUAUUUGUCAACCCAGAACUGAUUAAUAUGUAAUGCUAACUGCUAACUAAAAUGUAAAAUUAAGUAAAGAAAACAUUUUUAAAAUCACAAUUAGCAGAGCAGUUCAUGUUUAAGGGCAUCACUUUUAUUAGUAUUGGCAAUAUUAUUUGUGUAAAUGAAGCAUUUGAAUGUCCUAUCUUUUAAAAGUAUUUUAUUGUAUACUGUAUCAUAGAAGUUGGAGAUACAUAGAUUGUUUUUGCUAAAGUGGAAAAUUCCCAAGUUCUCUAACAUAACUUUUUAAAUUUAGUUUUUCAUAUUAAAUAGUUAUGAGUUAUUGCUGUGUUACAUUGUGAUGUUUAUGUGUUUCAAUGUUUUUUGUCUUUAGCAGCAUAAUUUAUAUUACUUUUUCAAAUGAUGUAGCUGCAAUAAUUGUAUUCAUCAUGACUUUGGUAAUUUUUAACAAAAUUUUAAUAGAUCCAGUGACAGUCUGUAGUGAUUAUUGCAUUGAUAAUGUUUUAAAUGUCCAGGUUCUAUAUUUUUUCUUAAAUAGCAAGAAAACACGGAGAUGGUAUAAUCAACUGUAUAUGGCUACCAAUAAAGAAUCUCUUUCAGAUCUCUCCUGACUGGCAUUCUGUAACAGAGGAGACUGCCUGGUAUUUACAGUAUUUAAUGUCCUCAUAGAUUGGAAAUCUCCUAAGUUGGCUAGAAAUUGUAUUUUUAUGAAAACUAAUUUGUAUUCAUUCUUGUGUAUUUAUUGCAGUAUAUAAGUAAUGGCAGCCCUAUUUGUUUUAUACAUAUAUUAUUUAUAACAGAAAACUAAGUAUUACACUAAUAUUCAUAUCUUGAACUGGAUGUGUGUGACAGUGUUUGUUGGUAACAACUCCAAUAAGUAACUUGAAAACAGAGCAUUUCAUUAUAAAAGAUAAUGAAAGUGGGGGAAAUCGAUCCUUGGAUGAAAACAGCUACCCUUGAAAAGUGAUUUUAAAAACAUAGCAAAAUAUUUCUGUAGGAACCUAACACUUAGAUAGUGUAUAUUAACUAUUAAUGCAUAUGUUUUCUAUUCACUUCUUCACUUUUUUGUUUUUGUUUUGUUUUGCUUUGAUUCCAUGCUUAAAUGGAGUUGCAGCUAAGUGAACAACAACUCUGCUUACUGAAGAAGUUCAUUGUGUUCUAAGUGGAAGGACAGUUGUUUGAGGGGAUGUGAAUUUCUACUAUUUAUACUUUGGUUACAUUGUGGCCUAACAUGGCUCUGGAUAACAUUUUUGGUUAAAAAUGUACUUUAAAGCCACCAUAGAAAGUAUUUUCUGGUUUCCUAUCCACAUGAACUUUAUUAUACACAUACAUAUAUGUAAUACUCCUUUUUCAGGGAAAAAAUCAGUAAAAUUGCUGAAUUUUAGUAAUUAAAUGGAUAAUUUUAGCAAAUCUCUAAUUCCCUUGGGUAUUUUAUAAUUAUAUUAAGUAAUGCUAUUUAUAUUUUAAAUAUCAUACAAAAAAGAUAAUUUGGCUUGUGAAAGAUCAAAAUAGAAUCCACAUUCUUAACAGAAGAUCCUUUUUACCAAGAGAUGUUGAACUAUUAGUUAAAAAGUAAGGUUUAAAUAUCAUUAAUGCAAGUUAUAAUGUUCACUUGCUCAGUAUUUUUGAGCCCCUAUUAUCUCAGCUAGUGUCCUAGAGGCUAUUUUAUAAGAAAGUGUGGACUUAGUUUAAAAUUUAACAAUAUAUUUUAUAUGAAAAUUUUAUAUUUAUGUUUAAAAUAAUGAUUUUAAUUUGUGGUCUUUUUUAAUUGAGAUAACUUUAGCUUAAGGGAUAUCCUAUCGUAUCCUGUCAACUUAGAUUAUCUUAAUCUUAUUUUUUCCUUUUUCUCACCAAAAUCUAAUAACCCAUUUCCGCUGAUGAAUAACCUCCUUUAAGAUGAAUCGGUGUUUGUUAGAAUCCAUGUAAGUUGAUUUACACCAGCACACUGGAAAGUACUUUAUGUCCCUAUUCUUAUAAGCCAAACAUUUACAGAUAACAGAGGUAACUUGUGUCCUAAAAGAGUCCGGAUGAGACUCACUGACUGAGAUGUAACUUAACUAUUCAUACUGGUUUGUGGCAGAAGGUUUAUCCCUAUUUACUGUGAUGUUGAGUGGAAUGGGAUAUAUCAGGGUGUUACAUUGGAAUACCCAAGUGACCGUAAUUUAGAUUGGGCAACUACUUUCCCAUAUCUUGUUUAGUCUUUGCCCAAAACUCCUGUCUCUGGAGCUUUCCCAGUUAGGACCUCAUUCUGAACCCUGAAAGAAAACCAAAUGUUGGAGUGAUUUCAAAUUCUGCUUCAUCAAUUAGGUCUGCUUCUGUAGGGACCCUCUGUUACCCAGCUCUAUGUACCAAACCCCAGAAUUAGGGUGCAAGCAAAACAGCCUAAGUAGGAGAUUAGAUUUGCUUAGGUUUCUAUUUGUCUUUUUAACUUGCCAUAAGGAUUUUAAAUAGUAGUUUUCCUUGCUAGUCCUACUUAUUUUAAGAGUGGAAGAAUAGUUGAUUAGUAAAGAAAUCCUGCAUAAGCUUACAUAUAAGCCGCUUUGCUGAAUUAAUUAGAAGAGAGAGAAGGAAAGGAGAACUUAAGAGGGCUAGGGGGUUUAAGGACCAUGAAUUCAUAUUGUUCUAAAUUGAUAUAUGGAUUUUUUUUUCUCAAUGUCCAGUUCCUUAUCUGUGAAAUGGGUAUAAUUUUGACUGCUCAUAGAUUUGAUAUAGUGAAUGAAUUAUUAUUUUAAAGCAUUUUAAACUGUAAAAUUGGUUUAUAACUUUUGCAAACAUAAUCAUUAUACUUCCACUAGGGUGCAUUUAGCUGUACAAAUUCUAAAGUAACACGGUUUGUGUGGUUUACCAGUUUUAUGAAAUUUCAGAUGAUAUACAUUAAAGACACAAUAGAAUUGUGUAAGAAGUUAUUUUGCAGAAUAUUAACCCAUGAAGUUAGCAAUUCCCCCUUAACAUUUUGUGUGUUAGUAAGACAUAGGACUUUCGUAUUUUAGAGCUUUAUGGACUUGUAGUGUCUAUUCAAGAUCUGACUGCUCUGCCCAUUUUGUACAAGUUGGAUAUUGAUAGAGGGUUAAAAAUGCUGACAGUCCAUAUUGCAUGGUGUUUUUGCUUCAAUUAUAGCAUGUGUGCUGUGGGCAAAGUGGCCCAUUUAUUCAUUAUAAAAGCCAUUGGCCUUAGAAACAACAGAGAUGUUUACUCCUAUUUCUUAGUAUGUAUUUCUGCAAGCACAUGACACAGAGGUAUUUCUGAGUGCCCACUUGCUUGAUAAAGGUGUCAUUUUCCUUUGUUCACAGCAAUUUAAAGUUUGGCACUUCCUGAGGACCUAAAUGUGAGGUCUUGUCAAAAUCCUUCCAGUUGCACAACACAGAGUCUUAAGGUGGAGAUGUUCUCCCCGAGUUCACCCUUCUGGGCGUAAGGGCCGUGUCUCAGAGGGGUGGUCUGUGCUCAAGGCUGUAACUUGGAGGGGUUGUGUGCAGUCACGGGGUCGGCUGAUAGGACCCCUGCACAUUUCAGUAAUUGGGCUUUUUGUGAAUAUCCAAAAUGAAGAGCUGUAAUUAUCUUUUCAGAAAUGGGUUGGCAGUGUUUGAUCACAUAAUGGUCAAAAUUAAGUCUAGUAGGGUAUGUAAGUCGUUAGUAAACUUAGUUUAAAUAAGGCUUAGUUUAGGAAAUGUAAGCUUUAACAAAAUGUAACCAAACAGGGCUUGAGCGUCUAGAGCUGUUUUCCUCACGUGUGUUUAUUGUUUAGCAUUUAUGGAAUGUCUUUACCCAAAGUGUUUAAUGUGAUUUACAGAACCAGUUUCAGUAGCUACCAAUCACCAAAUUGCUGGGCUUUUGUUUUGUUUUGUUUGUUUUUGCUGGGGUUUUGUUUUGAGUAUGCUAUUUAUCAGCAGUAUCUGCCAGUUGUAACAAAGCCUGUAUUAACCUUCUUUUCUUGGAAAGGAUUCAGACCUAAGAAAGGACUUUAGGUUGACAUCAACAUAAUAUUUAGAAUUUCUAAUUUUUAAAUAAGAAAUAAAAAGCACAUUUUAAAUUGUAUUUUAUGCUUUUGGAGGCAAGACCGGUAUGUGCCUCCCUACUUUGCUGUUUCCCCACAGCAACAAGCCUGGUUCUAGGCACACAGGUGGGUGCUUUGUUAAUUGCUUCCCAAUAUCCAUCCAAGUUUAGAUUUUCAUGUGGCAGAGCCACUCCAUGAUUGUGUCCAAGAGUACAAUUCAUAAAGUAUACCUCCUUCAGUGGACACAAGGUACCUACCUUCUCUUUUUUGUUUCCCCUCCCCAUCGCCCAACCAAACAAUGUAAAGGUAGGGUUAUGGCAGCUUAACGUUUCUACAAUAAUUCAUAACUCCAAGAGCCCUCCAGUUUUAUAAGUUAACUUUACUACUUCAUGGUAGAAAUUUGAAUUGGUCAAUAAUUUAUUCCUGUAGAUCUAUGAAGGAUUCUUUCUGUAACCAGAAAGAACUGCAGAAUCAGAGACCUCUUUUUAUUUUACAAUAUAUUUGUCUAAUUUCUCUCUUCCUGUUCUUAAAAUAUCAACCACAAUUAUGAAGUUAUGCCCCCCCUGGUGAAAUUCCAAUAACAUUAAAAUUUUUCUUUAUCCCAACACCUUGAAAGGUAAUUUAUCCUUUAAUGUCAUGAAUUGGACUCUAUAUCGGGUCCUGCAUGUUGCUUAAUACCCUUCAUUACCCUUUGGAAUAGAACAGUCAUGUGUUGCAGUGGGUAAAAUCAUUGUGGGCAUAGAGAAAAUCUAUUUCUCUAUGUAUUUUAUAGCCUUGUUUUUCCUUGAAUCUCUUGUCUUUAAAACUUUAAAUUUGUCAGAAGAAGUUAAUAUAUAGCUAAUAUAGCAUUUUAGAAAAAUAUUAGCUCCGAAUUAUCAGACCCCACACUUCUUGCUCAUUACUGAUUUUAAUACCUCUGUGAGGGUAUUAAGGUUAAGAGGAGCAGUAAAAUUUGCAUUAGCUAAUACUAUUUUGUCAGAGGUCUGAUAGUUUAUUGUAAAACAAUUAAAUAUAUAGAGCCUCCCCCCAAAAACAACUAGCCAUGUUAUUCCCAGACCUCCAUUAUGAGCAAUAUUUUCAUAUUAGUUGUCAGCGAUAGACUAUACGUUUUAUAUGCUUUUUAAAUAGAGAAAGUGAAAAAUAAUGAACUAAUCAUUGUUACUAGAGGUUUUCGCCCACCUCUGUUUUACAGAAGUUUGCCUUCCAUUUGUUUGAGAGGGAAGUCAAAUAAGAUAGGAGAAUAUCUUUUCAGAAGGUAGAAUGAUAUUUCCUUAUAAAAGUGACAAUCAAGAAAUAGUCAUUUGUAUACUUGCCAAAGUUUUAAAAAGAAUUUUACAUUCCUGACCCUAAAUCCACGGCUCCCCCACCCAGGAUUCAGAAAGGGCUCAGUGUAGAUCCAGGUUUCCGCGGCCCAGGUCCUUUUGUUUUUAGUCCAGGGCUUCUAUGCUUGCACAUGACUAAGGCAUUGAUGGCACGUGUGUCCUAGGAUUCAGUGUGUGUCUGUGUUUGGAGGCGGGGUUUGGGACUGGGGUGGGGGAGGAGCGGUCUGUGUUCAGACUUAUGAUCAUCCAUUUUUUAUCAGGUAUCCAAGUACCAUCUGUGGGCCAAAACGCAGGUUCAACCUAUUCAGAAUGAGGUGGGAUUUUAAAACAAAACAAAAAUUUCUAAUGUUAUUAUUUAAUUUCCCCCAGUUGUAUCUCAAAUGUUGGGGAAAUGCUGCCUUGACUGUUUUACUUUGCAAGGUUUUAGUAGAUACCAAUUUAGUAAAUUAACUAUACUGUCUGUUCAAAAGAUACCAGCAGGGUGUAUUUUGCUAAACUGAUAAAUUAUUCUACUUAAAGACUAACAAAUCAUUUGGUAAAAUCAGGAAUAUUAUUUCUUUUCAUUUACUAAUAACUUUCCAAGUUACCUUCUGUUGUUGCAAGUUUCUGUAAUUUUUUCCUGUCAUACCUUUCUAUUGUCUGACUUUAAAUAAAAAUGUUUCUAAUAAUA